This is a messenger RNA of Humulus lupulus (European hop), 1582 nucleotides long. RefSeq names its product KH domain-containing protein At2g38610. The coding region runs from base 223 to 1068 and encodes 281 amino acids. The record is from RefSeq and is a predicted model, not a curated record. Gene Ontology annotation, molecular function: mRNA binding. Gene Ontology annotation, biological process: regulation of mRNA splicing, via spliceosome. Lineage: Eukaryota; Viridiplantae; Streptophyta; Magnoliopsida; Rosales; Cannabaceae. The transcript has 7 exons. Gene Ontology annotation, cellular component: nucleus.
UUGACCCCUUUUUUAUUUAAUUUUUCUUUAUUUAUAUUUCCUUUUCAUUAUUAUUAUUAUUUAUUUAUUAUUUGCUGUAGUCUGUGCUUAUUACAAACCCCCUUUUAUUGAUGGUGCUGUGUGCCUCCUUUUCUUCUGCCAUAACACCAACUAAAACCCUUUUUCUUCCAUCUCAUUCUUUUGUUUGUUCAAAUCCUUGAGGAAAAGGGAGAAAGGGAGGACAUGUCAGGAUUGUAUAAUCCCAAUUUCUCACCUGCCAGAGCUGCUUCUCCCCAGAUUAGGAGCACCCCAGAUGUUGACAGUCAGUACUUAUCAGAGCUCUUAGCAGAGCAUCAGAAGCUCGGACCCUUCAUGCAAGUGCUUCCGAUAUGUAGCCGGCUCUUGAAUCAAGAGAUUUUACGCGUUUCUGGAAUGAUGUCCAACCAAGGGUUUGGUGACUUUGACAGGCUUCGACAUAGAAGUCCUAGUCCCAUGGCUUCUUCAAACCUCAUGUCAAAUGUUAGUGGAACAGGAUUAGGUGGCUGGAAUGGGCUUCCCCAAGAGAGAUUAAGUGGACCUCCUGGAAUGACAAUGGAUUGGCAAGGUGCACCUGCAAGCCCUAGUUCAUACACUGUGAAGAGGAUUUUGCGUUUGGAAAUUCCGGUAGAUACCUACCCCAAUUUCAAUUUUGUAGGCCGACUUUUGGGACCUAGAGGCAAUUCUCUGAAAAGGGUUGAAGCUACUACUGGCUGCCGUGUAUACAUCAGAGGCAAGGGGUCUAUAAAGGAUCCAGACAAGGAAGAGAAGCUAAGGGGAAGACCAGGCUAUGAGCACCUGAAUGAGCCGCUUCACAUUUUAAUUGAAGCUGAUUUACCUGCCAAUAUAGUUGAUAUGAGGCUCAGACAGGCACAGGAAAUUAUCGAAGAAUUGCUCAAACCUGUGGAUGAGUCACAAGAUUAUAUCAAGAGGCAGCAGUUGCGUGAACUAGCUAUGCUGAAUUCCAAUUUCAGAGAAGAGAGUCCUGGACCUAGUGGCAGUGUCUCUCCCUUCAACACAAGUGGAAUGAAGCGUGCUAAAACAGGUCGAUAAGAGCUCAAAAUUAGUAUUUCUUGAUUCAUCUCUGCUCCAGAAAUUUAUGGCUGAGAAAGCCCUCCAUUACAUCAAAAUUCAUCACAGCUUAAAGAGAUUAUUAGGCUAACAGAUUUUGUUGGUGAGCUCUAUGCAUUGGUGGGUUUUCUUUUAUUGUCUUUCUUACCUUGUGAACAACAGACAGAAGAAAAUGGGAAGGGCAAAAAAACGAAGCAAAAACUGAAAAGAAAUUUAUUCAUAUAGUUGGUUAUUGAGUUUAGGUUUGGUGAGGUCAGUUUUUUUAAUGUAAGCUUAAUACAUUAAUUGGAUUUAUUCUUGUGUUAGUGACACAAUUUGUUAAGUGUGGAAUAUAUAUAUACACAUAAUAUUUUUAGGGAGAGAAAGGGUCGCUUUUGUAGGGAUAUAUAUUCAUGUUAUGUUCCAUAUUCUUUAGUUUUUGGUUUGACUGUAUGUAAGAAAAGUCUGAAAUUAUUAUUCUGUUUAUGUUAAAGUAUUUAAAUUUUAUCUUCUUAAA